GGUAUAUAUAUAUAUAUUAAAAAACUUACCAUACAAGCCUUUGCCCACCAUUUUUGUUUGUUUCAAACACCUUUUCAGACACCUUUUUUAAGGACACCUUGUGCAGUCGGCGCGGCCGUUGACGAAAACCAUGGUGGUACUGAGCGAGUUUUUCAUCCACACCCUCACCCUCAUCAUCAUGAGCUCCGUCAUCGCCGUCUGCCUUCUGCUGGCCGUCACGCGAGUUUUUGUUACAAUGUGGUGGCCGCUGUAUACCUUGUUUGAUAAGUCCUACACCAUCCUGAUCUGUCUCGCUGGAAUUAUGCUAAGCCUCCAUGUCUUGCCUAUGUACUUGACCAAGUACCCCAUCUGGAAAUUUUUCCACCCCGCGUACGUCGAUCCGCAUCUCCAAGACAUCGCCUGUUUUGCUCAGCUUGCGAUCUUCCAUUUAGGAUUAGGGCUGUUCCUCACUGUGCUUCUUAUAGAGACUUACAAACUGUCCUAUCGAGAAAGCCAAAUCCAAUUCCCAGAAGCAAACACAUGUAUCUGGCUACCUUCUGUGUUCAUCUGCGUGUGUAUGGUGAUGGAGGCCCUGUACUUGUCCACGUGGUUUCUCCUCUACCCACAUGAUACAAAGUACUGCAUGACGUCACGCCACCAGGACUAUUUGUUUAUUAUCGAGAACGUGCUCAUCAUGCUCUCCCUCUUCCUGGUGACCAGCGCCUACGCCACCAACCACACGUGUGAUACCAUCGUCGACUACCUGGCCUUGACCGUUGGUCUGUACGGCGGUGUCGCCCUCUACUUCGCUAGAAUCUGCCUGGAGGGCAAGUAUUCGGCCGCCGUGGAUGCCUUGCUGGCAGAGAUCCACUCUUUCCUCUACGUCUUCAUCCUCAUCAUCGGCAACAUCUACCUGUCGUUCCAAACCAAAAAGAACCUGCAGCGCAUAAGUUUGUUGAUUCCGUUUAGGGAACAACUCCCGCAACCGGAACUGAUACUGUCUGAAUCUUCACUGUAUGAGGGAGGGACUACACCAUUCCUUGAUACUAACGGUACCACCAGCACAUUGUCUUUCUUUCAGGAGAGCGACCAUGAUUAUAUUUUUCGAGAGCGCCGGACUAGUUUUUUAAGCCAGCCGAGAAGAAUAGGGAGAAGAAGUGAUGUUCCAUCCUUAGGUAAUAACCCUGAUCAAACUGCACCAGUGGUUUACUAAAUGUCACAUAGUCCAUCCAUUUACUAAAUGUCAUAUAGUCCAUCCAUUUACUAAAUGUCACAUAGUCCAUCCAUUUACUAAAUGUCAUAUAGGCCAUCUUUUUACUAAAUGUCAAAUAUGCAGUAAUUUACAAAAGGUCAACACAACUGUUAUAUGCCAUUGGGUGUUUUUUGACCAUGUAUUUGUUGUUCCCACUGAUCUGUAGCUUUAUUUAGUCCUCUAUGCUUGGCUGUCUUAUAAGUUACAAGAAAAAAGUUUUUUAAUAAUUUAUAGUGAUUUGGAUGUGUGAAAUAGAAAUUUUUAAACAUCAGAGGUAGAUACUAAAUCUUUAAAUCUAUCCAAUAAACUUUGUUCUAGCUAAAUACAUAAAUUAUCCAAAAAUGUUACAUUCUUAAUUCAUUCAUUUUAUCCAUCAAUUAAAAAAUUGUUCUAACUUAUAAAUCCACAAAUUUAUCCACAAAUAUAAGUUCUAAUUCCAUAAAUCUAUUUUUUUAAAAUAUGUUCUAAAUCUUCCAAUUUAUUCAACACACUACAUUUUUAAAUGUACAAAUGUAUCCACAAACCUUUAGAAUAGGCGCUAUUUUAAUCAUGGCAACAAACUAUUAACUUAUUUCAACAAUUUUUUUAAUGUAACAUUGACAUGCACAAUAAAGAAAAAAAUAAAUAAUAAAUUAUUUUAGUUAUUUAUAAAUACAUAUUUGA
Physella acuta is the source of this 1894-nucleotide messenger RNA. RefSeq lists its product as uncharacterized. NCBI's taxonomy places the organism in Eukaryota, Metazoa, Mollusca, Gastropoda, Physidae. The record is from RefSeq and is a predicted model, not a curated record.